AUGGAACGAUCCGAGAUCAUCCCCGAGACCAAGGCCAAUCUCGGGAGGGGCCAUGUGUUUUACCACUUCUCGCUAAAGACAGAAGAGACGAAUGCGCCGAACGCAAGCUUCGAGCAUCAGAUCGCGUUCUUUGAGAGCCAUUUCACCGAGCUCAAAUACGGCACCACGAGCGGCACUUCAGGUGAAGAUAACACCCUCCGCUGGUGCGUCGGUGGUGCGUCGCACUGGGAAACCAACUUGAAACCAGGGCAUUGGUACAACUUCGCUUACGAUAUUGACUUCGACGCGAAAACAGUUGGACUAUGGGCAUCGAAUGGAUGCGAUAACCUGACGCAGGUUGUAUCGGCUGUCAACGCAUCGACUUGGACGGACUCAGCGGAUUGGCAUAUCGGCGAAUUGAGGCUCUCUAAUGGGGGUUUGAACGCAACCCCGGAGGAUUGGUUUUGGUCUGGUAUAUUUGUGGAGAAGAGUCCAAUCACGGCUUCCAUUGCGGGUCCUGCGUGA
Messenger RNA from Penicillium digitatum Pd1, 504 nucleotides. RefSeq names its product carbohydrate-binding module family 1 protein. Lineage: Eukaryota; Fungi; Ascomycota; Eurotiomycetes; Eurotiales; Aspergillaceae. The record is from RefSeq and is a predicted model, not a curated record.